Molecule: messenger RNA, 907 nt
Organism: Mytilus trossulus (common blue mussel)
Lineage: Eukaryota; Metazoa; Mollusca; Bivalvia; Mytilida; Mytilidae
Exons: 8
Coding region: 31-861 (276 amino acids)
Source: RefSeq, a predicted model, not a curated record
CAGCCUUCCAGUCAACACCUUGUUGUGACAAUGGUGAUUCCGUAUGUGAUUGUUGUGCUAUGUCUAGUGUCGCCAUCAACUCAAUUCAAUGGAGUUAACAAUUUUGGACAAGGAUUGGGCAAUACCCAAGUAUUUGAUGAUGCAGAAAGCGCCUCUAUUAUUCAAACUGGAGACAGUUUUCCUGCCCAGAUUUCUGUAGUAGAUAGUCCCGAUAUAGGAGAUGGAGGGGGUGGUGGAUUUGGGGGUAUUCUUAUGAUGGGACUUCCUCUAUUACUCCUAUUGGCGCUUCUCGGUGGAGGUACCGCACUCACAACUACGCCUGCUCCAGGCAGUGUUCCUGUCAGUGGAUGUCCAGUUUGUUCCACGCCGGUACAGACAACAUGUCCUACAACAACAACAACACAAUGCAGCCCUAAAGCAGCAUGUCCAGCAGGUUUCGUGACUAUUGCCAAUGGUGAUGCAAAUAAAUGUUACCUAGCAACAACAACUGCUGUGGGAAGUUUUGGCGCUGCAAGUGCAGCGUGUGCUACUGCGGGAGGACAAAUGUUUGAGCCUAGGUCGACAGCAGAACUUGAUGCAGUGCGAACUUCUCUUAUAGCCGCGAGUAGUACGGGAUCAUUUUACCUUGGAUUUUCCAGCAUUAACGAUAUAUUACAAGCCCCAGUAGGGUUUUACUCGGGUGCCGGACUUCCAUUUAAUGCUGUUACAACAUCUCCGGCUUUUACUACUGCCGCCGCUAAUUGUGUUACUGUUGCAAGAACUGGAGGUUAUCAAGGCGGAGUUUGUACUACUGCAGGAGCUAAUGUAGGAGCACUCUGUGAAGCGAGAUUGGAUAAAGUCAACUGUGUGUGUCCCUCAUAGUCCGUCGGAGAAACUUUUUUAUUUCAAUAAAUCAUCUUGUUCCUUU